Molecule: messenger RNA, 8526 nt
Organism: Phlebotomus papatasi
Lineage: Eukaryota; Metazoa; Arthropoda; Insecta; Diptera; Psychodidae
Gene: Piezo
Product: piezo-type mechanosensitive ion channel component
Exons: 30
Coding region: 547-8217 (2556 amino acids)
Source: RefSeq, a predicted model, not a curated record
UGUCUGAGCUCUCGCGGGAAAUACACUCAUGGUAGGAUUCGUUGGCGCGAAAAGUUACCUCAAUCAGUGAAUCUGAAUAUUAUCUUGUUUUUUUUUGUGCCAAAUUUCUCAACAGUCAAAUUAUCUUAAAUACAAUAGAGUGUUUUGUUCGGGAUAGAAUUUUGAGUGAUGAGUGAAGUCAUAAUUUAGUGAACUAUUGCCCUUUUUUUUCUAACAACUAAAAAUUAGUGUUUUUAUUAGAGGAAAAAAAAGGCACCACAAGAAUUUCCUCUGGGUUGGCAUUUGGCCAAGUGGGUGGCAAAAUUGCCACGGAAUUCUAUUCUCUCUUGAUUAUUUCGCAAAAGUAAAAAAAAAGAGAGAAUUUAAAUAUCAAACAGUUAAACAUGUGUGUUGUAUUAUUUGGGUUUAUCUCACAAAUCCUCCCAAUACUUUGUACAAUUCCAAUUGUUUAGGUUGUUCUCGCCUCCAAGGCGAGUUCUCAUCACUUUUAAAUUUUCAUGUAGGCUCAUUUGCAUGAAGGGGAGAUAUUAAUUGAAGAAGGACACGAUGGCAAAGUACUAUGGAUGUAUGUUAGUGCAGCGUUUGCUGUUUCCAACGCUUUUAGCAGCUUGUUGUUUAUUUAGGCCAGUAGCACUAUCGCUGCUCUAUCUUCUCUUCCUCUUUUUGCUUCCUUUUGUACCUGUCGCAACUCCAGCCACGAUAAAAGGUCGCACUGGCACCUACUUUAAAAUACUUAUUCUUGUGUCAACACUCACAAGUAUAUCACAUGGAGUGUUUGAGAGUGUUCUCUUAUCAAUUGGAUACGACAAAUUGGAGUUUUGUGGAUUGACUGAGAAGAUACUCAGGCACAUAGGAUUUAUUCGCUUAAGUGAUUUAUCAGCUCUCAAUGUGAUCGUAUGGAUUGCACCGGAAUUAGUGCUUCUUCUGGCGUCCAUUGGCGUCUACUUCAUCCUGAAGAUGAUGGCCAAUGGACAUUCGACGCCAGAGGAAGCUGCAGAUGACAGUGGUCAAAAUGAGGAGGUUACUGAUGAACCAUUUUACACUGUUGAAAAGUACAAUGUCAUUUGUACAGCGGCCAAGAUUCUGUCGAUGGCGGCACUCCUUCUGGCUUCUGUGAUGCGUCCAUCAGUGCCCAGUGGCGUCUACUUCCUCAUGUUUCUGGCUCUGGCAACUUGGUGGGCGUGCUACGGGAAGCUCGAAAGGGGUUUUGCCAUUGUGUCCCGUGUGAUGAUGCUCUUCCUUAGCAUUCAUAUUAUUGCAUUUAUGAUGUAUCAAACACCGUGGCCACAGGAAUUUUUUCCAAGUGAUAAUUUAUUGCCAAGACUCUUGGGAUUUGUGCCACUUUUUAAUUCAACAUGUGAUAGUUCAAAUAAUGAUACCUCAAAUGGAACAUACGUUAAUGAUAUCCGAAUUGUAAAAUUUAACACAGAUGCACCAAUUGAUGCAAUUCUCAAUCCAAUCAUUAUUCUUCUGUGCUUCUACACAUUGGCAAUCUCAUCGACAAUGAUACUGAGACAAAAGGCACGUGAAUAUCAAGAACUGAAUUUUGUUCCUACAGAACAAACACCUCUGAUGAGACGCAGUACAAGAAGAAUGAGAAUUAGAAGUUUAACAGGAAGGAAUUCACGUGAAGGUGAUGGAAUUCCAAUGAAUGAAAUUGGAAAUGAAAUUACUUCCACAGAAGAGGAAACCUCAGGAAUAUUGGAUAGUUUCUUCUCAUUUGUUCAAAAUAUCACUGGAUUUAUCUUCAAGCAUUGCUACAUUUUUAUGAAUAUUGCAAUGAUGACAUGGAGUAUAAUGUAUCACAGCUGGUUAACGUUUAUCUUGUUGAUUUGGGCCAAUGUCUUGUGGAUAAUUCCAAAUCAGAGGAAAACAAUGUUGCAAUCUAGUCCAUUUGUUGUCAUCUAUGCAGAAUUGCUCCUUCUGGCUCAGUACAUCUACGGAAUGGACCUCAACGAGGAUGAACUUCCAGCAACUACUGACAUCAAUGGGAUAAGUUUGUCCCAAAUCGGUUUGGUGAAGGAAACAUAUUUACCUUGUAUACCGCUGAUAAGGAAGACGAUUUUUACAUUGAUGUUUUGGGUGACUCUGAGACAAAGGACAAAGGAACGCCGGGAGCAACGUCAAACAUCAACGUUGGCAGACAUGGUGGCUCCUCUGCAAGUGACUGUUGGUGCAGCAACAGCCGACUUGGCUCCUCGAGCAGAUGACAAAGCCAAAGAAUCACAGUUUAUCACAAAAGCUGCAAUAUUCUUUGAUGCUUUUCUUACGAGAUUUUGGAUUUGGAUUGUAGUGAUAACAUUGUUUGCCUCCGGGAUUGCUGGUCAGAGAAUGACUGGCUUUAGGAUCAUCUACAUGGCACUCUUCCUUGUCUUCCUCCUCACAUUCCAAGUUUCGUGGAAGGCAUGGAAGAAAAUGAUGUAUGGCUUUUGGCUGACUGUAAUUAUUUAUGCCAUGGUGAUUUUGGUGUUAGUCUACACAUAUCAGUUCGACCGAUUCCCUCAAUAUUGGUCAGAGUACCUCAAUAUAUCUGAAACUCUACAAGGAGAUAUUGGUUUAGAAAAGUACGAAACGCGAGAUCUAUUUCUGCAUCUUGCAAUUCCAACAAUAGUUGUCGUGAUGACUGUUCUGCAGUUGCACUAUUUCCACAGUAAAUUUUUAGCAGUGAUUGAACCAGUUGAGGGUGUUAAUGCAGAAAGUGAAGCACCAAAUCCGAGGCAGUAUGAAAACCUCGAUGAAUCAGAUGAAUCUCCAAAGAAUGCCAAAGGCAAAAAAUCAUUUUUCAGCAAGUUAAUUUCAAUCAGCGGAAUAUCGAAGCAAGAGAUUUAUGACUUUUUCUCAAGAGUCAAGGAGAAAAUUAUUUACACGUACGAGACGACUCUGCUCUUUCUCGAUAUUCACUUGAUUAAACUUGUGAUUUUUAUUGGAUUUGUGGUUUGUGUUAAAGAACCAUGUUUUCUCCAUAUUUUCUUCACGGCUAUCAUUGUAAUUGCGGCCCUGUCGACAACAGACUCCCAAAUCCUCAUAAGUCGCAUCUUUUCUGUGAUUGUGGCUGUGUUGUUCCUCACUAAGAUGAUCUACCAAGUGAAAUACAUCGAACACACAAACUACGAUGUUGUUUGCAAUAAUGAAACAAAUCCAAAUGGCAUUAAUAAUGCCGAUUGGUUUGGAUUCCACAAGAUUUCAAAGAAUUCUACAUUGACAGAAUUGCUAAAGAACUACAUUGGUUAUAUUGCAAUUGUGACCAUUGACGCUAUUAUCAGAUACAAUCAGAAGAUCAAGAGAAUUAAGAAUGGACAGCCGCCAGAGAGGCCACAAGUGAUGUUUCCGGAAGUCACGCGAAAAGAUGCUGAGCAAAAUCUCACACUAAUGCUCAAAUAUCUUGCUAAUUACGCCUUUCAUCGAUUUGGCGUGGAAACUUGCUUGAUCAUCACGGUGAUUGUCAUUGGAUAUCGCAUGGACAUCAUUGCACUUUUCUACUCAAUUUGGUUGUGCUUUUUAUUUGCGGCCAAACGGGAGAAAAUGGCAAUGCUAUGGCCAGCUUUUCAAUGGUUCUCAGCUUUAUCCAUUGUUGUCCAGUACAUUGUCAUCGUGGGAGUUCCUCCGGGGCUAUGUCUAUCCUAUCCUUGGAGUGAGGGAAUUCUGAAGAAUCUUCAGAUGUGGGCAAUGCUACCAGAUGCAGCAUUGUUCCAGACCUCCAUGAAGAUCAUUCCAGAUUUUAUUCUGCUGAUGCUGGUGACGCGACAGCGAUUUGUGUUCAAAAUUGAGAGAGAAUGGCUUGGCAAUGAGCAAGAAUUUCCAGGAGGCACCAAUAAGUCCAUUUUAUCAGAAAUUGAGGGUUUUAUUGGGAAGAAAUUUGAGAAUCCAACUCCGGAUUUUACAUCAAAUGUCCGGAAUUGGUUGGAUGUUCUCAAACGUGGCUUUGUUCUUGGAUUCUUUUGGCUUGCUCUUGCCAUUGUGUUCUUGACUGGAGCCAAUCGUGUGAAUCUCUUCUCAGUUGGAUAUCUUGUGGGAUCUUUUACGUUCCUAUGGCAAGGAUCAGAUUUCUAUUUGCGUCCUGUACGAACAAUCUUACGAUGGUGGCUUCGUUUGAUUGCGUACAAUGUAUUUGUAGUGACUGCAAAGACAGUUCUUCAGAUUCCUGGAUGUCUCUUUUACAAAACUCUCGAGCAAUACACUUGUUGGCUCAUUCAGCUUCUCAGCAUUGUCUGUACGCAAAAGCUGAAGGGAGAUCCUUCUGCAACUUCUAUUAAAAUUAAGUGUACUGUUAAUACGGAUCAAGCGGAUAUUCUUUGGGAUGUUAUUUGCUUUGCCUUCCUCGUCAUUCAGUAUCGAAUCUUCCAAAGCUACUACUUCUGCCAUGUGGUCAAUGAGACUAAGGCAGGAGUAAUUUUGGCUUCGAGAGGUGCUGAAUUGAUUGAGGAACUGAGGCAGAAGAAGAUGAAACAGGAAAUGGAAGCUGAAGCGAGAAUCUUGAAAAAGUUGAAAUUCAAGAUGGAUCGCAUUAAGGCAACACAGAAGAAACUACUUGUUCCUGUUGUUGAAGAGCCCAAAACUCAUGCCCAAGCAAUUCGAUCGGGAGAUUAUUACAUGUUUGAAGAUCUCGAUGAUGAGUUAGAAUUGGAUUUAUUGGCUCAACCGAAGUCAGAUGAUGAUGUUGAAGAUCAACAGCAGGAAAAGCUUCAAAAGAAGAUGGGCUUAGGCGAGUUGAUAUCAACGAAAAUCAAUGAAGGCAAUGUGCAUAAAUCAUCAGAAUCCGAUCCAGGCUUUUCCUCAUCAUCCUUCCGCCGGAGAAGUGAUCGUGAGUCCAAAAAGGGGCGGAAAUCCUACCAGAAAUUCGAUACAGGUCGCUCGAUUAUGUCUGAACCGCUUCCGUCACAUAUUGGUGGUGGUGAAGACGAUGAUGACGAUGUAUCGUCCAAAUUGGCUUCAAAGCAUCGGGAAGAUGUUGAUGAAUUGGACAGAGAGAAGGCAGGACCUAGUCGCCAGACACACGUAUAUAAAUCUCCAUCAGACAGUGACGAUGAUGAUGAUCCGACAGAGAGGCAGCAUCUCAAGAGAUCUAGCUCAGAGGAUACCGUUACUGAGAUGGAUGAAGAUGAUGAACGACCUCGGGGUCGUUUGGUGGGCUUUAAGCUCAUUUGGGCCUUCAUUGAAGGUGCUAUGAUUUCCCUAAUCAUUCGAUUAAAUCGCAUCUCUAGGCACUAUCGCUAUGUGGUGAGAGUUCUGGCCAGGGAGAAGAUUGAACUGAAAAACUCACCAGAUUUUGGUAUUGGACGUCGAGCUGGGAAUAUGAUGUGGAUUCCUCAGAGGAUCAACAGUGAACAUGAUCAAUCAACGGAAAGUUCUACAACAGAAAUGGAAAGGCGUCCAAGGGGUACAGUUAGUGAGGCUGAUGUUAGAGUUGAUACGGAAAAUGAUCCCGAAACUGAAGAUAGAACAGAAGAUGAAGGAUUGGCAGCCAAUUAUGCAGCACUUCAGCAAGCUGUCUUUAAGCCGAAACCGCAAGAGGAGGAGGAAGAACAGCGCAGAGAGAGUGUGGUGCCAGAAAUUCGUAUCUUGGCGCCUUCAUUGGAACGUGGCUUAGAUGAAGUUACACCUGCCACUGCUAAAGUGGACAAACCAAAAGUUAAGGACAGGAAAUUCAAAGUAGACGAAAUUGAGGACUUUUCGGAGAAGGAACAUUCAUCAAUUGUUGAGCUUUUGAUGGCUUGUUGGUUUGCCAUUCUGUCCAAUACCGAUCUUGUGUGUUACUUUGUUGUCUUUAUCAAUCAGAUCAAUUCUGCAAGUAUCCUUUCACUGCCACUUCCAUUCAUGGUUUUCUGCUGGGGAACUUUAACUGUUCCACGUCCAUCUAAAACAUUCUGGGUGACAUUGAUUGCCUAUACUCAGAUUGUUGUUCUUUUGAAAUGUGUAUCCCAAUUUGAGUUGUUGUGGUGGAAUGAACAAGCAAUUCCGCCAAAUACUCCUCUUGCUCCGGCUCGAAUUAUUGGAAUUGAGAAGAAGAAGAACUAUGCAACUUAUGAUCUAGCACUCCUCCUUGUUCUGUUCUUCCAUCGUUUCAUGCUAAAGACAUUGGGACUGUGGAAGUCAGAUUUCAAGGAAGAACCACUAUCAGAGGGAACAUAUCAGGUGAACCAACAAUCUGGGAAUCAAGAUGACAAAGCCCUAGUAAAGAAGUCCAAUGAUUUGGACAAAAAGACUGAUGAAACUGGAUCAAAUCAAGCUAUUGCAAUUGCCAAAGUUCACACAGAGACCCUUCUCUGUCCGUCAACUGACAUGCAAUUAGUCCAGGUGACUGAUGUUAAGGAACAACCAACAUCGAUUAUUCCUCCUGUUGUAAAACUAUCUUUCAACCGUCAUUGUUCAGCAUUCCGGAUUUUCUUCGGACAACUCCUGGACAGAUCAUCAAGGGUGUCCGCAGAUGUUUAUGCAUACAUGUUCUUCUGUGACUUUAUCAACUUUAUGGUUGUGCUGUUUGGUUUUACAUCUUUUGGAUCUCAGCAAGGAGAUGGCGGUGUAACGGCAUAUCUUGAAGAAAACAAAGUGCCUUUAGCAUUUCUUAUAAUGCUAAUUCUACAAUUUGUACUCAUUAUCAUCGAUCGAGCUCUCUAUCUGAGGAAGUUUAUGCUGGGAAAAAUCAUUUUCCAAUAUGGUCUUACUGUUGGGAUCCACGUAUGGAUGUUCUUCAUUCUUCCAGCAGUUACUGAGAGGAGUUUCAACGCAAAGAAUCCUCCAGUUAUUUGGUACCUGAUAAAAUGUUUCUACCUCCUGUUCUCUGCCUAUCAAAUCCGUUGUGGUUAUCCUACAAGGAUUCUCGGUAAUUUCCUCACCAAGAGCUUUAAUUUUGUCAAUUUGGCCGCCUACAAGGCCUACAUAUUCAUCCCCUUCCUCUUUGAAUUACGAACUCUGAUGGAUUGGAUAUGGACGGAUACUUCCAUGACGUUGUUCGAUUGGUUGAAGAUGGAAGAUAUCUUUGCCAAUAUGUAUCAACUAAAGUGUUCCCGAAAGAUGGAAUCAGACUUUCCGGCUCCACGAGGAUCAAAGAAAACUACUUUGGUGAAGUAUCUGAUGGGCGGUGGAAUGUUGUUUGGUCUUAUAACAAUUAUCUGGUUCCCACUUGGUUUGUUCGCUCUGGGUAAUACCGUAGGGGAGUCAAAUCCACCUUUUGAUGUGUCUGUCAGCAUGAAGAUCGGACCAUUUGAACCAAUAUACUUUGCAAAUGCUCAGGGAAGCAAUAUACAGAAGUUUACGGAAGAUGAUUGGCUACUGCUCAAUCAACCUUACAAAAGGGAUAAGACAGCAGUGACUUUCUUAACGAACUACGAAGCAGCUGAUGUGGCUGUUGUCGAUCUAGGACCAAAUUCAACGUCAGUUUGGGCGAUUUCUCCGCCGGAUUUACAAAGGAUGAGGGAAGAUAUUGAAUCACAGGAUACACUGAAGAUCGUUUUUAGGUACACAGUGUCCAGAAUCACUUAUUCAAAGGAAAAUCCAGGUGUCAUUACAGACGAAACAAGCUAUGAUUUGACUUAUGGUGAUCCUAUUAGGCAGGUUCUUAGUGGUAUGCUGUCAAAUCAGACAGCUGGAAAUGUAUCAAUUCCUCAUCUUUUGCCUAAGUUCUUGAAAGUUAAAAACAAUGGCGUACUGAAGCCGAUUCCUCCGUUGAUUCCCAGUGAUUAUGAAGAAACUGCAGGUUUCCGAAAUAUAACGCUGAAACUCUUUGAGGCGGACAAUGUAAGAUGGUGGGAACUGAAAGAGGACUGUACUGAUAGCCUCUACACUGAUAUCCUUAAGGAUAUUCCAGGGGCAAAUUGUGACAAAGCAAUUGUCAUUUACACGUUCAAUGACAAACUGUUUCCACCGACGCUGAGUUAUCUGACAGGUGGCGGUAUUAUUGGGAUGUAUACGACAUUUGUCAUUGUCAUUUCGCGUGUUAUUCGUGGAAUUUUCUCUGGAUCUAGCUUCAAGAUCAUGUUCGAUGAUCUUCCGUAUGUGGACAGAGUUUUGCAACUCUGCCUUGACAUCUACCUCGUGCGAGAGUCCUUGGAAUUUGCAUUGGAGGAGGAUCUCUUUGCCAAGCUUAUUUUCCUCUAUCGAUCACCGGAAACUAUGAUAAAGUGGACUCGACCGAAGGAAGAAGAAACCCAUGGAGGUGACGAUGAUGAUACCAGUAGCAUGAGGAGCAGCAGUAAAGCUGUAAGGAGGAAAGCUGCAUAAUCUAGUCUAUUUUUUGCAUUUUUCUGCCCAGGGAAAAUGCUAUUUGUCGUGUCAAAUUGCAUUUCUAUCUUGUAAAUAUCUUUCGAUAUCAACACUUUAAUCGCACGUGUCGAUUGAAUACCUCGUAAUCUUUUUUUUUCUAGAAAUAUAUCAUGAAUAAAAUUCAACAUAGUUUUGGUAUGGAAUAUCAAUUUGACGAUUGUGAAUGUUUAUCUAUUCGCGAACAAAAAAUAUAUCGCACAGUUAAUUUUUAUUGAGCAGAAUUUUACACUGUAUUUAUUCAAUGGAAUACAAAGCUUUUGAAGAAAA